This is a messenger RNA of Lichtheimia ornata, 1962 nucleotides long. RefSeq lists its product as uncharacterized. Gene Ontology annotation, molecular function: GTPase activator activity. The record is from RefSeq and is a predicted model, not a curated record. Bases 1 to 1962 code for a protein of 653 amino acids. Gene Ontology annotation, cellular component: SIN/MEN two-component GAP complex; mitotic spindle pole body. The transcript is spliced from 4 exons. Gene Ontology annotation, biological process: regulation of Ras protein signal transduction; mitotic spindle orientation checkpoint signaling. Lineage: Eukaryota; Fungi; Mucoromycota; Mucoromycetes; Mucorales; Lichtheimiaceae.
AUGUAUUGCGACAACUGGGAGACAGAGUUUCCCGAGGCGACGUUUGACACCAAGUUGAUGCAACGAUCUGGAGUUGGCAUCACAACGCGUGAUCCAAUGAAGGAUUUGAUGGAUGCUUAUGCGAGAUUGCAGUAUGACGAUGAAGAUGAUACCGACGCUGAAAGCGGAUCUACCUUUGUCAGUCAACAUCAAGACAAGCUACAUGUUAUUCCUGGGUUGGAUGAUUACAUCAUGGAUUGCAGUGGCACAGUUACUCAUUUGGGCACUCACAAGAGAAUCCAUGACACUGGCGAUUGGAUGGAUGAUGUCAAGCUACCUACCAAGCCCUUGUCGUCAAUGCAACGUCGACCUUUCAAGCAUCACCUUGACACCAUUGAUGAUUUGGAAAUUGAGCAAGAAGAAAAUCUUGAUCCUUCAUCAACACCAGCACCUUCGGAUGAACCCUAUGUGCCUCCUACACCACCGUGGAUGCCAUCAAGAGGUGAUCCUAAUCGUCGAUCUGAAUCACAAAAGCCGUCCGAUGAACAUCCUCCACCACGGUAUCCACCACCAUGGCCUCCUUAUACUGAUGGUGUUCCACCAGGUCGUGCUCGUAUGGAUCAACCAAUGGAUGAACCCUAUGUACCUCCCACACCACCAUGGAUGCCAUCAAGAGGUGACCCAAAUCGUCGUGCCAAUAUGGAAAGAUCUUUUACUCAAGCACCACCAUUAAAGCCUGCUCGCCUUAUUGAACCUAUGGAUGAAGCUCCUCAAUCACGUCGAGUGCAUUUUGGCGAUAUAAAUGAAACGAAAACGUUUAUUCCUGACAACAAUGAUGAGGGAGAUGACGACAAUUUCGACGACAUCCGCUUGCCUGACAACAUGGCAACAUUACAAUUCAAACCCAUUUCUCGUGUUCCUUCCCCAACACCGCCACCACCACCAGCCAUGAAGCCUACUACUAUUCGCAAGCCAUAUCAAGAAACCGAUGAGGAUGAAGACUUUUUUAAUGGUGUGCAUAUUGAUGGUGAUGAUGCUUUACGCUAUCCAACUUUGAAGCAUCUUCUCAAGAAACAACCGACAACAACAACAAUAACACCAAACAAGACAUCCAUGAUCCCACGUCGUGUAGUCACUCCACAAAGUAGCAACAAUGCCAAGCAACCCUGCAGAUUGCAACGUUCGGCUGUUGCUACGCAACCACAACCACGGCCACAACCUGUUGCCAGGAAGCAUAUACAUCUACAAGGUACUGCUGGAUCACGACCUGGAAUGCUUACUACUCCUCGCACAAGAAAAAAUUAUGGUGAUGGCACUGAGCUUGAUGGUUUGGAUAUCAUUCCCCAAUGGCGACGACAUAGCUUGUCUUUUUGGAAAAAGGAAAACCGGGUGCAAGAAGGAGUCGAUCCAAAGCGGCCCUGGCGGCAUAAUAUGACACGACGUAGGCCAACGUUGAUUAAACCGGAUGAGCACCCUGUCAAACAAGAGUACAAUGAAAUGAAAUACGACCCUGUGCGACAUUGUUGGCAAGGCAACGAGAGCAGCAUGCUUUCUUUUGGUGAUGCCAGCGCUACCAAAUCUAAUCGUCGCCCUACUCUCAUUUCCAACAUGGGUCACAAGUCGAAGCAACAAGCCAAGCCAACGGGUGUCGUUGUAGGCUCUAUGAUGUUUGAUCCAGUAAAAAUGUGUUGGAAGAAGAUGGAUGCCAACGAUGAGGAGGACAAGAUCUUUGAUAGAAUUGAGGAUCUCGAUGCGACAGCGACUGCUCAUCCUCAAAAAGGUGUUGCUAGUGGUAGUGAUCAUGGUGCAAAAGCCUAUGCCUCUCUUGGUAAUAAUGCUCCUGAAUUUGACUUGUCAAGACACGUGCAACAUCAGAUGCAUCAAGAAGAAGAAACACAUUGCGAGCAAAUGGAUGCUUGGCUUCAUGGCGAUACCACCAAACAAGAACGUCUUAAACAUGCUCACAUGCUAUACAAUAUGUAA